GCCCUCCACCUCUCUUUGUGCUGCAAACGAAGCCCAGGUAGCAGACCACGACGACCUAUGCCUCUCUUCCUGUGUGUCGACUGCGGCGGCUCGAAGACCUCUGUCGUCCUCGCGGAUAGCACCGGCAACCCAGUGUCGCGUGCACUGGGCGGGUCAUCGAAUUACUCAUAUCUCGGCCUGACACCAUUCAUUGCGGUCGUAAAAGAGACGGUGGAAGAAGCUCUGCGGGCAUGUGACCCUGCUGUAUUGGCUGUCGAACUUCCCGGACUUGAAGUGAAAGACCCGACAGAGUCUAUCCUUCCACCACCCGCAGGCCGUCCAUACUUCGCCGCCGCCUGGCUCGGUAUUUCGGGAUGCGACUCAGCCGGCGCGAUCGCCACACUCACCCCUCCGCUUGAGGCUCUACUCGGUGUCCGACCGCGCGUGGCGAACGACACACAUCUCCUUGCGGCCCCGAUGGCGCUCUACUCGGACGUGACUGGCGCCAUCGCCGUAGUCGCGGGGACAGGCGGCAUCGUCGUCAGCUUCCGGGAGCCUACGCAGAGGAAGGAUGUGCCCACGGUUAGUGGCUCUGCGAACGCAGCUGACGCUCUUGGAUUGGAGGAGCUGGGCCGUGUGGGCGGAUGGGGAUGGAUACUGGGAGACGAAGGCGGUGGCUUCCAUGUGGGCCGCGAGGCGAUCCGCCAGGUACUCGAGGAGGCGGACCGUGCUAGCGUGGAGGAACAACCCGCUCAGGUCAACGGAGGGUCUGUAGGGAAGCCAUGGGGCCUCAAGGGCCGCCUCCUGCAGCGCUUCGGCAUCACCGACAUCUACGAGCUGCUAACUAUCGUGCACCUCCCGGAUCCCCCGGCAGCGGGCAGCGCGUCCAAAACGGAUCCGAACCCGGUCCUGCUUCCACGUGAGAAGCGCCUCUCAUCCCUCUCGCCGCUCGUAUUCGCCGCGGCUUUCGAGGACCGCGACCCACUCGCACUGAACGUACUGAAGACGACGAGUGGCGCCUUAGUCGACCAAAUCUGCGUACUGCUGCGGCCCGAGGGCGACGGGGGUAAGGCGCGCACCAUCCGUGCGUCGGAGAGCAUUCUGUGCCUGGGCGGCUCGCUGUCGGGGCUGGACACGUACCGUGGGCUGAUGCUGGACGCACUGGGGGAGCGCGGGCAUGUUUUCAAGCAUGUGCAGGUCGUUGACGAUGCGGCGGCGGUGGGUGCGAAGGCGUUGGCAGUCGCGUCGCGCGCACAGAAUGCGUAGGGACUCGUGCGAAAUGGAAAGCAAUCUUCGCCCAUGUAAUGUACAGUGUUGUAUUUCCACUGGGAGGGUCCUAGGUUCAACUAUGGCGAACACAAACUACUAUUGAAGCGC
Postia placenta MAD-698-R-SB12 is the source of this 1356-nucleotide messenger RNA. RefSeq lists its product as hypothetical. The transcript has 3 exons. The record is from RefSeq and is a predicted model, not a curated record. The coding region runs from base 58 to 1245 and encodes 395 amino acids. NCBI's taxonomy places the organism in Eukaryota, Fungi, Basidiomycota, Agaricomycetes, Polyporales, Adustoporiaceae.